This is a messenger RNA of Aspergillus bombycis, 771 nucleotides long. Its product is annotated as ankyrin repeat domain-containing protein. The transcript is spliced from 2 exons. Bases 1 to 771 code for a protein of 256 amino acids. Gene Ontology annotation, cellular component: cytoplasm; nucleus. The record is from RefSeq and is a predicted model, not a curated record. Lineage: Eukaryota; Fungi; Ascomycota; Eurotiomycetes; Eurotiales; Aspergillaceae. Gene Ontology annotation, molecular function: protein binding.
AUGACACUACUCUCUGCCGCUAUUUUGAGCGAAGAUCCCGAGAUAGUGCAGGAGAUCAUUGAGCACGGUCAUGGAGUGAACGACAAGGUAGAUACAGACUACAACGCUAUACACUUGGCAGCACGCCGUGCAGAUUCCAGAAUUGUAGAAAGAUUGCUACAGCUAAAGGCGGAUGUGCAUCAUCUGGGCUUCAUGCGUGACGAAAUUACACCGCUUGGAAAGGGAGGUGCAAAUGUAGAAGGUGACCCUGGGCCCAGGCAUCUUAAUGUCGCGGCCGCGCAAGGGUAUGUGGCUGCAAUUGAGCUUCUGAUCAAUCACGGUGCUAUAGUGAACGGCAGCCGGUAUGAAAACACUACAACUCCACUCCACUUUGCAGUGAGCCACAAUCAUUUGGAUUGCGUCUGCGUCUUGAUUGAAGCUGGGGCAUCAGUCAACGCCAAGAACGAACGAGGUGACACACCACUUCACCACGCAGCUGGCCCCUGCACUGAGUAUUAUAGUCAGAUGUGGCUAUACAAGGGGCUCCUUCAGUUCGCUGCAAAGAGCCAAAGGCCAGCCUGUACGGAGAUUCUACUUCAAGCAGGGGCCUCAGUGGAUGCACAAAACAGUAACGGCGAAACGCCACUCCACAGGGCAGCUCAACAUGGAUGGUUAAAAUGUGUGGAGGCUUUAACUGAUGCCGGGGCUGCGCUGGAUGCGGAAGACACGCACAACGAGACACCUCUCCAAAAGGCAGUGAUAUUCGCGCACAUAGAUUGCGUGGAAUGUUGA